AUGGGUUAUAAAAUCGAAUUGCCAUUGGAUUCUAAAGUUAGAAAUGUCAGCAUAUUUGGGUUCGUCAUAAAAUGUUUCACCUGGACAGUUUUAAGUGAGUUAUGUAUAUUUUUUGUUAUUUUGGUUUUCUUUUUUUGUAGCGGUCACAGUUUUGAUAGAUAGAUACCGGUUUCACUUUUUUCACGUCUGUAGAAAAAUAUUAUCAAUCAUUUUUUACAUUUAGCUUCCAGACACUUUUCCAAAAUACAUACUUUUUUUUCAGUUGUUGGCGCGUUUCAAAUCCCACCACUUUUUGGUACUGUAAAUCGAGGUUUAUUUUGUAAUGAUGAAUCGAUUCAUUAUGAUUAUCGUCCAAAUACAAUUUCAUUAAUUCAAAAAAUGAUUUACAAUAUCUCAAUAACGAUUUCAAUUAUUUUUUCUAUUGAAACUUGGCGAUUUUAUAAAGUUAAAAGUUUUCGAGAAUCAACAAAUUAUCAAUGGAAAAAUUACAAUAUUCAUAAAAUUUUGGUGCAAUUUUGGAAAUAUUUCGAGAUUUGUACAAUUGGAUAUUUUGUGACCGUUGCAUGUAAUAUUUCAACAAAACAUAUGGUUGGUAGAUUACGCCCUAAUUUUUGGGAAGUUUGUAAACCAAUUAAUGGAACUUGUUCAUUCGAAGAACCCUAUAAAUAUAUAGCAGAUAUUGAAUGUACUGGAGAUCCAAACGCAGUUGAAGAUGCUAGAAAAAGUUUUUACUCUGGACAUUCUGCUGUUUGUUUUUAUAUUGCAGUUUGGUUGGCGGUUAGUAGCUUUACUUUAUUUGUUGUAUUCUAAAUUAAACAAUAAUAAUUUUCAGCUUUACAUCCAAGCUCGUAUUUUCAAACAUCUCAAUAACCACAUUUUUGUACCAGUUUUACAAACAUUUUUGUUAUUAGUAGCUUCAGCGAUUGGGUUUUCUCGUCUUUAUGAUAAUAAACAUCAUUGGUCUGAUAUUCUAGUUGGAAGUAUUGCUGGAACAAUUACAGCUAUUAUUACUGUAAGAUUAAUUAAUUUCUCAAUUUUCGAAAACAAAAACUAAUCUUACAGUGUUGUUGCUGGUCGGAUUUGUUCCAGAACAGAAUAAAUAAACAAACUGCUACUAACGUUCAAACAGCCGAAUCAAGUACAACUUUGGGAACCGAUCUAUCACGUGAAUCAUCUGUGAACGAUAGAAUAUCAAUAAGGACAAGUUCAACAUAUAUUAAAAAUAAUUAA
Messenger RNA from Caenorhabditis angaria, 1230 nucleotides. The record is from the annotation of a GenBank genome assembly. NCBI's taxonomy places the organism in Eukaryota, Metazoa, Nematoda, Chromadorea, Rhabditida, Rhabditidae.